This is a messenger RNA of Drosophila grimshawi, 885 nucleotides long. RefSeq names its product 5-demethoxyubiquinone hydroxylase, mitochondrial (gene Coq7). Gene Ontology annotation, biological process: determination of adult lifespan; regulation of reactive oxygen species metabolic process; regulation of gene expression. Lineage: Eukaryota; Metazoa; Arthropoda; Insecta; Diptera; Drosophilidae. The record is from RefSeq and is a predicted model, not a curated record. Gene Ontology annotation, cellular component: mitochondrial inner membrane; nucleus. Gene Ontology annotation, molecular function: 3-demethoxyubiquinol 3-hydroxylase activity. The transcript has 3 exons. The coding region runs from base 119 to 781 and encodes 220 amino acids.
CAAAAGGAAAACAUUCCGUGUUGUCGUGAUUUCCUGGUGCUUAUUGCAUAAAGAAUUUGUAUUGACAAUUUUAAACUGAUACAAUUCCAUUGGAUAAAGCAAACGAUAGACGGACAGAAUGUAUAGGAAGGCGUGUGCCUCCAGCGUGCAGCUGAUGCACAUCUCAAUGCCCACAAUUCGUUGCAACAGGACCACUAGCAGCAGCACCACCACCGCCACCCAUAAAGAGCAAUCAGCACCACCGCCACCAUUGCGUCCACGUGCAAAUGCUUUGACCGAUGAGAUCAUACGUGUCGAUCAUGCUGGCGAAUUGGGCGCCGAUCGCAUCUAUGCGGGCCAGAUGGCCAUCUUGGGCAGUGGGCCGAUGGGCAAGACAAUUGAGCAUAUGUGGGAGCAAGAGAAAUGUCAUCGGGCGCAAUUCGAGGAGCUGAUACGGCGGCAUCGGGUCCGACCCACCAUAAUGACGCCCAUUUGGAAUGUGGCUGCGUUUGCGCUGGGCGCCGGCACCGCCCUCCUUGGCGAGAAGGCGGCAAUGGCGUGCACCGUUGCCGUGGAGACGGUCAUCGUCGAGCACUACAACGAUCAAUUACGUCAGAUUAUGGAAUCACCCAAUCCGGAUAAGGAGCUGCUUGAGACAAUUACAAAAUUUCGUGACGAAGAACAGGAGCAUCAUGAUACGGGCAUUGAUUGCGGCGCCGAGCAGGCGCCCUUCUACAAGGCUAUCACCGAAGUGAUCAAGUUUGGCUGCAAAACGGCCAUAAACAUAUCGAAAAAGAUCUAAAUCGAAGCCACCAGGAAAAAUGUCACCAAAUUGUUAACGUGUUUUUUUUACAGCAAAAAUCUGAUUGUCAACCAUUAAAUAUAUAAUAAUAAUAUAUAAUAUAU